GCGCGGUGACGGGCCGUGCGGGGGCGGAGGGCCCGGCUCGGUGGCCUCCUCUCGGCCCUCGGCCCCGCGAUCCCCGCCCAGCGGCCGGCAAUAAAGAAUGUUGAUGGGAGAACCAUUUUCUUAAUUUGCAAAUUAUUAAGCUGGUCGUCAUAAUGGAUGACCAGCAAGCUUUGAACUCCAUCAUGCAAGAUCUGGCUGUCCUUCACAAAGCUAGCCGGCCAGCACCGUCUCUGCAAGAGACCAGAAAACCAGGGCCUUCAUCGCCAAAAACCCAGAAUGAUGUCCGAGUUAAAUUUGAACAUAGAGGAGAAAAAAGAAUCCUGCAGGUUACCAGACCAGUUAAACUAGAAGAUCUGAGGUCUAAGUCUAAAGUUGCCUUUGGGCAGUCUAUGGAUCUACACUAUACCAACAACGAGUUGGUAAUUCCGUUAACUACCCAAGAUGACUUAGACAAAGCUGUGGAGCUGCUGGAUCGGAGUGUUCACAUGAAGAGUCUCAAGAUAUUGCUUGUCAUAAAUGGAAACACACAGGCUACUAAUUUAGAACCAUCACCAUCAUCAGAAGAUUUGAAUAACACACAACUUGGUGCAGAGAGGAAAAAGCGGCUGUCUGUAGCAGGUUCUACUAAUAGAGAUAGAAGUUCCCCUCCCCCAGGAUACAUUCCAGAUGAACUACACGAGAUUGCUCGAAAUGGGUCAUUCACUAGCAUCAACAGUGAAGGAGAGUUCAUUCCAGAGAGCAUGGACCAAAUGCUGGAUCCAUUGUCUUUGAGCAGCCCUGAAAACUCUGGUUCAGGAAGCUGUCCAUCACUUGAUAGUCCGUUGGAUGGAGACAACUAUCCAAAGUCACGGAUGCCUAGGGCACAGAGCUACCCAGAUAAUCAUCAGGAGUUCCCAGACUAUGAUAACCCUAUCUUUGAGAAGUUUGGAAAAGGAGGAACAUACCCAAGAAGGUACCAUGUUUCAUAUCAUCAUCAAGAGUAUAAUGAUGGUCGUAAGACUUUCCCAAGAGCCAGAAGGACCCAGGGCACCAGCUUCCGGUCUCCUGUGAGUUUCAGUCCUACUGAUCAGUCCUUAAGCACGAGUAGUGGGAGCAGCAUCUUCACCCCCGAGUGUGACGACAGUCGGGUACGAAGAAGGGGAAGUGACAUCGACAACCCCACUUUGACUGUCUCGGACAUCAGUCCUCCCAGCCGUUCACCUCGGGCUCCGACGAACUGGAGAUUGGGCAAACUGCUUGGCCAAGGAGCUUUUGGUAGGGUCUACCUGUGCUACGAUGUUGACACCGGAAGAGAGUUGGCCGUUAAACAAGUUCAGUUUAACCCUGACAGCCCGGAGACCAGCAAGGAAGUAAAUGCACUUGAGUGUGAAAUUCAGUUGUUGAAAAACUUGCUUCAUGACCGAAUUGUUCAGUAUUACGGCUGUUUGAGGGAUCCUCAGGAGAAAACACUGUCCAUCUUUAUGGAGUAUAUGCCAGGGGGUUCAAUUAAGGACCAACUAAAGGCAUAUGGAGCUCUUACAGAGAAUGUGACUAGGAAAUACACCCGUCAGAUUCUGGAGGGGGUCCAUUAUUUGCAUAGUAAUAUGAUUGUCCAUAGAGAUAUCAAAGGAGCAAAUAUCUUAAGGGAUUCCACAGGCAAUAUCAAAUUAGGAGACUUUGGGGCUAGCAAACGGCUUCAGACCAUCUGUCUCUCAGGCACAGGAAUGAAGUCUGUCACAGGCACACCAUACUGGAUGAGUCCUGAGGUCAUUAGUGGAGAAGGCUAUGGCAGAAAAGCAGAUAUCUGGAGUGUCGCAUGCACUGUGGUAGAGAUGCUGACUGAAAAGCCACCGUGGGCUGAAUUUGAAGCAAUGGCUGCCAUCUUUAAGAUCGCCACCCAGCCAACAAACCCGAAGCUGCCACCUCACGUCUCAGACUAUACUCGAGACUUCCUGAAACGGAUUUUCGUAGAGGCCAAACUGCGGCCGUCAGCCGAGGAGCUCUUGCGACACAUGUUCGUGCACUACCACUAGCCGCCAGGCAGCCCAUGCCUCCCAGCCCGUCUCGAGCUCUCCUCUCUCUGCACUUUCCUUUUUAUAAAACGGGAGACGGGGAGAAAAGACAAGAGGGAAAACGCUUCUCUUGAUUCUCGGUUAAAGUUGUUUAAUAAUAAUAGUAAAGUAAAUUUUUUAUAUUUAAUCUUUUUUCUUUACAAGAACUUGAAACUUCUUUUUUUUUUAAAUUUUUAUAAUGUACUGAUGUGGUUCAGAAAUAUAAAGCACUUUAGUACAUAGUUGCUCUUUUUAGUACAAACAAAUCAUUUGAAAUAUAUAAAGAUUAUAGUCUUGCCCUGUAUCACUGACAUGGAAGACGAAGAAAGUGCUGUACAAUUUGUAGUUUUUAGUGAUAGUAUUUAAAUAGAUCCUUAUUUGUGGGGUUGAGCUCUAAACUUGAGAUUAGGGUAGGUACUCAACUUAAAGAAUAUAGGUUCCUUCUUAUGCCUGUAUUCUUUAGAUGUUAACCUCUGUCUAUCAAGCUUUUUUGCUCAGUAGGAAUCUUGAAUAGAAGAUGCGAAUCUCUAAGAGGUAUGCUUGCUAAUCCUAAGCAGUAUAAUAGGCAAAUACACUAUAGUAGAUCCAUGUUACUGGAAUCUAUAAACCUUGAGAGAGAGCUUUCUCCUUAAAAAUACUGUUGUAUUUGAAAGCAGAUUAUGUGAAGCCAAUGAGUAAAUUCAACUAAAACACAGACGACUGUUCGUUAGAUGUAUGAGCAGUAGAAGAGAUCAGUAGAAAUAAUGAACAAAAAGAAGCAAGUGUCAUUUGGUAUAUUUUAAACAUUAUUUACUUGAGGGGUAAGUCCCAAAAUGAAGGGAACUGAGGAAUGAUAAAAAUUGUGUAUAAUUUCUUCCUAUUUCAAGCCCCUGGCUUCCCAUAGGAAAGUCUUUAACUCAAGUACCCAUCUGUUAAAGCUCCCGUCAUGAAGUAGAAGCCUUGUUCUUGGGGUCAUAGAGUACAAAGCCAGAGGCACCUCAGAAUAGCAAACGUCAGGUAAACUGAGGUCAGUGGUGGGCAGUCAUUUCACUUCACUUGGCAUUUGGCAAUGCCUGGAGACACCUUGUUGCCGUAACUGGCCAGGUCCUACUAGCAUCCAGUGGGUACGGGUUGGGCGAUGCUGCUAGACAGUUUAGUACACAGGGACUCCCUUCCAAGGGUUACCGUGCCAUAGACGGCAGAAGUGCCUCGGAUAAGCACCCAUUCACAGAGCAGUAACAGCACAGCUCAGAGGAAACAUGUAGGGUGCAUGACGGUCAUAAGACAGGUGAUGAUGAGUCGGGGAUGGACAGCCUCAGCACAGCAGGUCACAGGUGACUCUUGACAGCUGCUGACUGCACCUGAAUGUCACUAACUCACUUUAGAAGUAACUCAAGCAUUGAACCUUUUGAAUUUAUCAUCUCUUUAUUCUCUCCUUAAAAGUCAGUUCAUCCUUCUAGACCCAGAAAAGUACACCAGAACAAAGUGUUUCCUGGCAGUGGGAAGGUUAAAACAUUGCCACAUAGGUUUCCAGUGUAUGCAUCUACUUAGAGCAGUGCCAUUAAAUGGAAGACUAAGCUGGAGAGGACCCUGCUGUCCCUAGUAGAUUAUGAGACCUGGAAAACAUGAAGGUGUCAGUAAUGUGGCCACUUGUGAAUUUUUCAGCAUAUUAAACCAAGUGCCAAGUAGUUUAUUUUCAAAAGUCUAGACGAUAACAGUCUUCCAGGAGACCCUGAAUGUGAUACUUUUCAUUAGAAGGGACUAAAUAACAUUCUGAUUUUGUUGCUGUUGUUACAAGGUAUGUUUCUUUAGGUAUUUUUUUUAAGUACUUUGCUUCUGAAGUUAUGUAGAUCUGGUAUACCCUGUAAUAAUUUUUGAAAUUCUAGUAGUCUGAGUCAAAGCACAAAAUAUUGGUUAACACUUCUCCUAUACACUGUAAAGCAAAGGAAGCCCCUUACAAAGAAUAGGCAUCAGGUGCCUCUCACCGCAGCAAUCUUACUCUUACGCUGGAAACCUAUCGUGUGGGUGUGUUGUAAUUUCUUUAUCUUUAAUGAGUGAGGGCAUCUUUUCUACUUGAGCAAGAUCAUGGUACCUGAAUUGCUAGGGUUUUAUUUUGUUGUGUGUUUUGCUGUUUCUUUGUCUCUAGUCUGGUUGUGAUUUCCUUUUGGCUCAUUUUUGGUCCAUCAGGGUAACGUGCAGUACAGAAGAGAAACACUCUUCAAAAAGAUGCCUGCAUACUGGAACUCAAAGCAGUUGUUAGCUUUUUAACAGUCCUCUAUUUUUUUCCUAAUUCAGUAGUAAACAGCUGCAUCAGAGUACUUUUGCUUUAUGAGAAAAAUAAAUUAUAAAGAGUUAAAAAUAGACUAACAGUUUACAGAGCUAUUAUAUUGAAUAUGAUGUGAAUUUAUUUCAGACCAGUUGUGAAGGUACCAAAACACAGUGGAAGUUUAUAUACAUACAUAUAUAUGCACAUAUAUGUGUAUAAAAUAUACAUACACACACAUAUAUAUGUAUAAAAUAUACAUAUACAUACACACACAUAUGUGUGUAUAAAAGAAGACCCUGCUAGAGCAAAAAAGCUUGAAGUAGAUGGGGAAUGGGACAUGGAAGGUCAAUAGUAAAUUUAAAAGAACUUUUUUUGAAAGGAACAAUUUUGUCAAAGGAAAUAAAAUAAUUACACUCCAUUUUUUUCUGAUUAAUAGUAUGAGCUAACAGAUGAAGUUUGAAUUUUUUAAAAUUGCUCUAAAUGUAUUUUGCUUUUUUAAAAUGCACAACUGAUUCUUUUGGUACUGCAAUGUUUCUUUAUGGCUGGAAAAUGGCCUGACUGCUGACUUUGUGCCUUUAAAUGCGCUCUGCAUUGCCAGUAGCAGACUUCCGGUGCUGGAGCUAGCUCCACUCGCGUCAGAUGUGCAUCAGGCCCUACGAGACUCACAGCGGCAUGACAGGGAUGAGUCAAGCCAAGACCUUUUGCAGUGCAAACAAAAGUAGUUGAGUAAAAGAGUUGAAAAACAUAACUAAUACAAUUUUUAAUGGAUUGGUGUUUAAGUGUAUUGAAGUUAUACAUAUUUUGAGGUUUUUCGGAAUGAAUGCCUUGGAAAAUUUCAGCACUUUUCCUUGUUUACAAAAGUAUAUUUCUAACUUUAAAAACAUCUAUAACUAUUGCCUUAGAAAGUAUUAAGAGGCACAAUCUACAACACAUGAGAAGUUGAAUAUUAAUGCACAUGCUGGACUAUAAAAGAGUAAUUAAAACUUUUAUUUCAGAAUAAAUUGAAUUGGCUUUCAUUUGAGUCUUACCUUGUUCCCAAUAGAAAUUACAUAAAAAGUAAGAAUACAUCCUUAGAUGGCUUUCUGCUAAGUUCUGCCAUUGGUCAGGUCUUCUGAGCUGUACUAUUUCUGAAAUAUAGUUGUUAUAAAAUAUGUGAAAUCACUAAGAAAAGAAAAUCAAGCCUGAAUAGAUUGGCUGAUGACCCAGCAUGAUGCAGAUUCCAUGGCUAAUGGCAGAGUUCAUGCCAGAGGUUUCAUUUGGGGUCUGAGAACCUUUAUAUAAAUUCAGCUGGAGUCGUCCAGGUAUACAAAUCUAUCAGUCUUGUUUUGUGUUUUUGGAGUCAGGAUUCUCACUCUGUUUCAGGCUGGCCUGGAACGUCAAUGCUCCUGCCUCUGCCUCCAGGUGCUGGGAAAAGAGGGGUGCACCACCACACCCAGAUGCACCACCACACUCAGCUUUGUCUGUUUAUUUAAAAAAAUAGGGUCAAUAUUUUUCAUUUUCUUACUUAAUAAUUGUAAUGUGCUAUGUCGCAUUAAAUUAAUACCCUUCAGGAAGUUACAGUUGAAGAAGAGUAUGGGCAGGCAGUUACUUUAUGACAUACCCUAACUCUGAAGGUUUAGCGGUAUGUUUAAAAUGUUAGGCUUUUUAUAUGAAAUAAUAAGGAAGAAACUUUGGGUAAUUAUUGGCUAUCAUGGACUCCAAAAACAUUAACAAGAAGGAUUAGAAGAAAACUAUUCCCAUAUCUACCAGGUUAGGCAACCUCUGUCAGAAACUUCUCCUAGUACACAACACAGCCCCAGAAUGUUCUGUGAUGACGGAGCAUUUAUUCCUUAGUACACUGUAUUGGGGUUCUCCCUGACCCAGCUUUUAUUACUGUUUUAGUUUGGUUUUAAGGAAAAACAAAAAGUUUGUUUUACUUUUAGGUGUGGAAAUACCCAAAAUAUUUGAUAAAGGUUGAACUCACACCAAGUAUUUCUUAUGCUAAGAUCAGAUUUUUUUUUUGAGACCCUAUUGUUUAUCAUUAAAUUUGGCAUUUACUUUUAGAUGUAACAUUCAUAUUUAUUUGACUUUAACACUGGUUAAACGUCAAUGAAAAGCAAUUUGUUAAUUUUUAGUAGUGCCUUUUUCUCUGUAUGCCUUAAUUUUAUUUUAUAUUUGUAAUUCAAAUUACCUAACAAAAUGAAGUUUUCCAAAAUCACUAGGCCUCAAGAGUUUAUUUGGCCUUAGACUGUGUGUUGGCCCCUGUGUUUCUUAAUGCUUAUUUCCUUCUCUUACCCUUUCUACCUCCUUUAAGAAGAAGUUAGGAGAGAAACAGUAGCAUUUAUCUGAUUGCAAUCUCCACUAGCUGUGAAUCCCUAAAAUGACUAUAGAAAGGUAUUCUCAUUCUAAAAGACACAGGAAAUUGAUUUUUAGGUUGGUUACAUGAUUUUCAGUCAUAUUGGCACUGUCCAAGUUCUUUGUGCAUUAUUGUUUGGUUAUGAUUUUCAUAGAGCUAGGGCUGUUGUCUUACCCUAAAGCACUCUUGUGAGUGUCCUGCAAAGGUUGAGGCGAUGAACAAGAAAUCCAGGGACAGUGAAUUCUAAUCCUUAGUGUUUAACAUUUUGACUAGUAUUCUAGCUUACUGUUCUGUGAAGUGUGUGCGUGUGUGUGUGUGUGUGUGUGUGUGUGUGUGUGUGUGCGCGUGUGCGUGUGUGUGUGUGUGUGUCUGUUUGGAGUUAGGGCAGGGGUAGGAAGGAAGGUGUAGUUGUUCAGUUAGGUCUGUCUUUGUUCUUGGAAGAACAACUGAAAAUGUGUGAUCUACUCAUGUGGGAUGAUGAUAAUCACCCUCAAGUAGGCACGCCAGUAUAUUUUCCCUAAGUAGCUAGUGAAAAUGAUGCUUUAAUAAAGGUGUUUAUUGUAAAUUGCCAAGCUCUUAGUUGCUAAAAGUAGAUUAAAAUUAAAUUUGUGUGUUGUGUAUAUGAUAAUUAGCUUAUAUAUAAUUCUUAAAUAGAAAGUAUUCAGUCUUAGAUAUUUCUUUAUGAACUUUUUGGAAUAGAAACUCUGCCAGACAUUAUCCAACGUAACCAGCUUCCUUAGCUUACCAAAUCUUCAAAAGGAGAUACUCUGAUGCCUCUUUCUGGUUGGCUAAGGAAGGUGCUGUGUGCCACUGUUCCUACUUCAUAGGUGUCUAUAGUGUUGCUUUGACUUCUCCCAUUAUCUAAACACGAUGCCAUAAGAGCUGUGGACUCCCAGGGCCAUCCUUCUCUCCAUCCUCAUCUUUCCGAGCUGGAGAUGAUAAGCUUUCAGGGGAACCCAGACAUUUCUUUUCUCAGAGGUACUAAGAGUGGUAAAGGUUGAGCUUCAAGAAGGCAAGGGAGGAGUCGUAGCUAUAGUAAAGAAAAGAAUAAAUUGUAUCCAUUGCCUAUAUGCAGUUUCAUAUCAUUCUUGAUGGUUUUGUGUUUGUGUAUUUUAAUAGACAGUCAUAAGUAUUAGUCAUAAGGUGUUGUUUCCUAACAGCAAAGACAUUAAACAAGAGAAUACUCCUGUCCUGCCUGAUGGUGUUUGCUUGUAUCUCAGUCUGUAUUACCAGAGUCACUUUAAACCAAAGCUUUUGUAUUCCCUGCACAUAUAGCCAAAAUUAUUAUCCCUGUUACAUCUGCCCUUGUGUAAGCUAAUAGUACAUAUGGUAGAGCAGAUGCUAGUAGAAUUUGUAUGCCAAUCUAUCCUUCAAGGAAAAGGACAGGUGCUCAGUGUUUGCAUCUAGACAUGCAGAAUUUCCUUAAACUGUUGUGGAGCUAUAUAGAUACUGCAGACUUAAGUUUGUACGUGUGCCAACCUUAUUAACAUCAUCUGACCACUGAUGUAUGCAGAUUUAUAUUGACAUCUGAUUCCUCAGAUUGCUGGCUUAUUUUUUUUAUAGUGUCUUAACACUUGUGAGCUUGUGUUUGACUUAAGGGACAUUUCGACAAUGCUGUGAAGACACGUAGGUUAUGAAUUGAAGUCUGCUUUGUGCCAUAGACAGUUUGGAAUGCACAGAUGCACCUGCUCUCUAGUUCUUUAAAGCUCACAGAAUUUGUCCCCUACUUUGGAUUUCUGCAUCUUGUAAUGCCAGUGAGAAAAGCACUUUGUGUUCAUUUAUUUGUAUGUUUCGUAAUUUCUUAAAAAAAAAAACAACCCUGUGUAAUCAGUGAUUUUAGCAUUAGCAUUACUUAGAAGGGAAGAUAAGUAAGUAUAUGUUAAACUUGAAUAGACGCUUGGACUCCAGGAUAUAUUUGACAUGUUCUCAUUUUUCCAAAGACUUUUUCCCACCCGAAGAAGGGAGAGUAAACUAGUGGGAAGCUACAAGCCAGAAAGGCUUAUGGGCAAAAGGAAGUGGGCCAAACCCUUGUGGGGUAAAACUACAUUCUCUAGGGACAAGAAUACUUCUUUAAAGACAGUUUUUUUUAAAUAAUUAGUAAUUAAAAGGUUUACAUUUCUUCUAUUGAUGUUGGUUUUAAAAUUCAGCCUGCAUUCUGAAAUAUUCUAGCAAAGUUAAAACCAAAAAAAAAAUACUUUUAAUGUCUAACAUCUCUUUCAUGUGGUUGUUUUUACUCAUUGUAAAUAAACUUGGAUAAAUUUUAAAAUAAACUUUUAUCUUACAAACUAUGAUUAUCGAUUUGUAAAUUUACCCUUUGACUUAAUGUAAAUUUAAAAUGUAUCCAUUAAAUUCUCUAUAUUUAAUGUAUUAUUUUCAGUAGAUGUUUUUAAUCUCAGUUGAAUACUGGGCAGUGUAUAAUUAUGUAUAUUUUUUGUUUCUUAUCAAUGUUGACUUUUUUGCACAGUUUCCGAACAUUUAAUUUGUACACUGAUUUAUAUGACCAAUACUUGUGGAGUGUCUGAGACUCGUGUGUGCAUUGAACUACUGUCUUCGUGUUUGCACUCCUUCCCAAAUGUAGCCCUCAGUUACUACGCUGCUGCAACAAUUAGUAGGACCUUUUUGCUUUUGCAAAGUUACCUUGUGUGGUCUGUCUUUGUUGAGGAACUCAGGAGUUCAGUGUUGCAUUCUAAUUUUUUCCUGUAUUCUGAAUCAGUUCCUAGGUUGAAAGUAUUCUGUAUCAAUAGAUAAGUGUUUGUGUGGAGAUGUCCUCUUUUCUGUGUGUAGGCACAUGUAUAUAUCUGAGUAAAUUCUUAUUUUCAUUUCAUUUCUACAAUUUAAAGAACUUUAUGAUAAAUAUAUGUAAAAGCUUUCUGAAAGAUUAUUUACUAUAAAUAUAUAUACUAUAUUUUCAUCUGGCUGGUCAAAAUUAUUUUUUAAAUUUCAGUUUUAACCAUUUAAGCAUUUGUAGUUCCAGAAUUGGAUACAGAUUUUGCUUAGAGUUCAGUUAAAAUACUCUUGCAACUAACAUCCUUUGGGGGGGGGGUGGGAGAUUGUUAAAACAUUAGUAAAAUAUACUGUCCACUGACAUGGCCUUUGACCUCUCAGAGCUGUUAAAAAUGUGAGAAACUAAAUUGUCUUGAAGACAUGUCAAGAUUUUUAUAUUUCCAUUACUUUAGACUUGUCCGGCUAUUGUUUUUAACAUUUCCUUAUCUCCAAAGUUACUGAGCAAAGUUAGACAGUUUAUGAGACAAUGCUUUGACAUACUGUGACUCUUCACAGUUGACUACCAUUGUGUUAGGAAAUCUCCAGAUAUUCUGUGUGUCUUCUAUACUGUGCUGUGUGUUUUAAGCAACUGGCAGAAACAGUUGGAAAUUAGGUUUCCCCUCUGACAAUGUUACUGUAUUCAAUGUUCAAUGGAAGCCUUCUAAAAGUGUGUGGUGUUAUGAAAUGAUUUGUGUUAGGAAUAAAGUCUACAGUUGAGGUUCACUAUCAAUCACUAAGCUUAUUAGGGUGAAAGGAGCCCAUGUGAUUAGAACCUACCAGAAGCCGACACAGUGUAGUAUGUACCACAUUUCACACACACUUUGGGUUUGUUGUUCUUGUAAAAAAUUGUGUAAAAUUUCUUGAGUUUUAUAAUUUCUAUGUAUUUUUCCCUUGCUGGUAAAUAGCUUUUAAAAAACUUAAUAUAAAAGAAACCAUGUUUAUAUUUUGUUAGUGAUAAUGGAUUUGUUUAUAUGUCAAUUUUGUGUAUUAUUGACACAUCUUUAUUUAGAUUUGUCAUGCAUGGAGGCCUGCAAUAUUUAGUACGGUGAGACAUACUUUUUCUUUCCUGUUCAUCUUUGGACGGAUUGUGGUACAGAGGCUUACUUUCAGUAAACUUCUGGACUGUGGGAUGGACAUAAAUGGUGGCACUUUGUUAAUAAAGCUGGUAUUUAUUCCCACUGUGA
Messenger RNA from Mesocricetus auratus (golden hamster), 10557 nucleotides. It is a transcript of the gene Map3k2, whose product is annotated as mitogen-activated protein kinase kinase kinase 2. The record is from RefSeq and is a predicted model, not a curated record. The transcript has 17 exons. Gene Ontology annotation, biological process: protein phosphorylation. NCBI's taxonomy places the organism in Eukaryota, Metazoa, Chordata, Mammalia, Rodentia, Cricetidae. Gene Ontology annotation, molecular function: ATP binding; protein kinase activity; protein binding. The coding region runs from base 153 to 2012 and encodes 619 amino acids.